Orycteropus afer afer is the source of this 1092-nucleotide messenger RNA. It is a transcript of the gene WNT9B, whose product is annotated as Wnt family member 9B. Gene Ontology annotation, molecular function: frizzled binding; cytokine activity. The record is from RefSeq and is a predicted model, not a curated record. Gene Ontology annotation, cellular component: extracellular region. Bases 1 to 1092 code for a protein of 363 amino acids. The transcript has 4 exons. Gene Ontology annotation, biological process: neuron differentiation; cell fate commitment; canonical Wnt signaling pathway. Lineage: Eukaryota; Metazoa; Chordata; Mammalia; Tubulidentata; Orycteropodidae.
AUGAGCGUGCUCCACCGGAGUCAAGACCUGUCACAGCUGCUUCAGCCUGAGCUCAAGAAGAUUUGGGCACUUCAGCUGGCUCCUGAAGCCUGGGGCCUGACUGGGCGCGAGGUUCUGACGCCCUUCCCAGGGUUGGGCACUGCGGCGGCGCCUGCACAGGGUGGAGCCCACCUGAAACAGUGUGACCUACUGAAGCUUUCCCGGCGACAGAAGCAGAUGUGCCGGCGAGAGCCAGGCCUGGCUGAGACCCUGCGGGAUGCCGCGCACCUGGGCCUGCUCGAGUGCCAAUUCCAGUUCCGGCAUGAGCGCUGGAAUUGCAGCCUGGAGGGGAGGAGCGGCCUGCUCAAGAGAGGUUUCAAGGAGACGGCCUUCCUGUACGCGGUGUCCUCAGCCGCCCUCACCCAUGCUCUAGCCCGGGCCUGCAGUGCCGGGCGUAUGGAGCGUUGCACCUGUGAUGACUCCCCGGGCCUGGAGAGCCGGCAGGCCUGGCAGUGGGGCGUGUGUGGUGACAACCUCAAGUACAGCACCAAGUUCCUGAGCAACUUCCUGGGGCCCAAGCGAGGAAGCAAGGACCUGCGGGCACGGGCAGAUGCCCACAACACCCAUGUGGGCAUCAAGGCUGUGAAGAGUGGCCUCAGGACCACGUGUAAGUGCCAUGGCGUGUCAGGCUCCUGUGCUGUGCGCACCUGCUGGAAGCAGCUCUCCCCAUUCCGUGAGACGGGCCAGGUGCUGAAGCUGCGCUACGACUCUGCAGUCAAGGUGGCCAGUGCCACCAAUGAGGCCCUGGGCCGCCUGGAGCUUUGGGCACCCACCCGGCCGGGCAGCCCCACCAAGGGCCUGGUGCCUCGGUCUGGGGACCUGGUCUACAUGGAGGACUCACCCAGCUUCUGCCGGCCCAGCAAGUACUCGCCAGGCACAGCAGGCAGAGUGUGCUCUCGGGAGGCCAGCUGCAGCAGUCUGUGCUGUGGGCGUGGCUAUGACACCCAGAGCCGCCUGGUUGCCUUCUCCUGCCAUUGCCAGGUGCAGUGGUGCUGCUACGUGGAAUGCCAACAGUGCGUGCAGGAGGAGCUCGUAUAUACCUGCAAGCACUAG